Molecule: messenger RNA, 5164 nt
Organism: Desarmillaria tabescens
Lineage: Eukaryota; Fungi; Basidiomycota; Agaricomycetes; Agaricales; Physalacriaceae
Exons: 27
Coding region: 1-5043 (1680 amino acids)
Source: RefSeq, a predicted model, not a curated record
AUGGCCGGUACCCGGGAUGCUCUGUGGGCCACUGGUCACGAUGAGUCCGUCGAGGUCAAUCAACGUGCUCUCAUCGACAAGGUUCUCGCGCGAUAUUCUGGAGAAUUUACAGUGUUCCGUGAAUUAUUGCAAAAUUCCGACGAUGCGCAAGCCACAGCGGUGGAAAUACACUUUCAGUCGAAGCACUUUCUAGACAAUCUAUCCAGCAUUUCCAAUCGCUCUUCCUCCGAUAUCCCAUUGCCGGACUUGUCGACAACUCUGGUGCAUCAAUGGACCUUCAAGAACAAUGGUAUUGUCUUCAGAGAUGAAGAUUGGAGCAGAUUGAAAAAGAUCGCUGAAGGCAACCCGGAUGAGGAGAAGAUUGGUGCUUUUGGAGUAGGCUUUUAUAGUCUGUUCUCUGUUACGGAAGAACCGUUUGUGACCUCCGGAGGCCAAUGGAUGGGUUUCUAUUGGAAGGACAAGAAAGAUCAACUGUUUGCUCGUCGUGGUACUCUCCCCAAUACGGAACAGAUCGGUCCGUGGACAACGUUUGACAUGGUAUUGAGAGAAGAUGCUACCAUUCCGCCAGCGUCUGAUUUUGCGCGGUUCCUGGCAUCUUCCAUCACCUUCAUGAAUUACCUUUCAGAAGUCAGCGUAUACAUGGAUGAUAAACGCCUUGUACAUUUAACAAAGAGUUCCGGUGCUGAUGAGCGAUUGGUGAUACCAAGAGGGCUGCAAACACGGAGUCAGAGGUCGAUCAUGCACGUCAAGAAUAUCAAGUCCACUCCACUACAUAUUAGUGCCCAAGUAAUGCAAUGGGUCUAUACAUCCUCUAGUGAUAAACCAUCUGCUACCAAAUCUGUUAAGCCACAGGCUCACGGCGGGUUUUUCUCAUCACUCUUUACAAAUUUCGUUGGGUCCGUACCGGCACCACCUGAGGAACCCAAGAAGGUUAUCGAUCCCCGUCAGAUCCGAGUGACCAGUGUAGCACUGUCCAUUUUCUCUGCCGAUGUAGAUGUUCGUUUAGACAAGAAAUUGUCCGCAGAGCUUCAUAGAUCCACAAAGAAGAACCCGCCUAGUAAGUUGAAGUAUGAGCUCAUCUAUACUGGAAAAGACGAAUACGACACCAGCAAGCAAUCUGACGCAGAGAACGAGAAAUCCAUCUUCCAAGGCUUGCGCGCUGAUCUCGAUGGUGCUUAUUUGAUUCAGGGUCACGCGACUGGUCAAACUACGGGACUUGGCGGUCAUAUGGCUGCUCGAUUCAUACCAACUGUUGAGCGAGAAUCAAUCGACUUGAUGGAUCGUGCCGUUGCUGUAUGGAACCAGGAAUUGUUGUUCGUCGGCGGGUUUCUUGCGCGAGUGGCCUAUGAGCUUGAACUCUCGACCAUUAGGAGCCUCUGGGAGGGCGCCUCGUCCCCAUCAUCUGAACCAGCCGAGAACGUUAAACAUCGGUUAACUCAGCAUUCCCUCCAUUUGCUGAAGUUUUUCACCUUCCAUCCUUCUACACCUUCCGGAGAAGUUGCUGGUCGUUUGGAGGAGGCAUUCUUUUCUUGCGCCAACAGCGUACCCUUCUCGAUCAUAACAACUGCUGGUAUCCGUGAGAUUGGUGAUGCUCGGAUGCCUGAUGCCGCCUUUUCCGGAUUCUUGACACAGCUUCCCGUUAUACCUACAAACGUUCUAGACGAGGCUAGGCCAAUGAUAACUUCUUUGCAAAACCGACAGCUUCUUAAAACUAUCACGUUCGAGGAUGUCCUUAAAGAGCUCCGGUCGCGUCCACUCUCAGAGGCAGAGACUAUUGCCUGUCUUAAAUGGUGGUCGGGUGUAAAACUCAAUGUCACCGAUAGGUCCUCGAUCCAAAAGCAGCUACUAGAUGCUGCCAUUAUGACCACCGGUUUGGCAGGUUCUGGUGCGGAGAGGAUUGUACCUCUGAAUAUUAUUCAGACGUUCGUUGAUCCCAAAUACAUCCCACCCGACGGUCCCCUACCAGAUCAUGUUCUCCCGUACAUUGUCAGCAGGCAGCUCUCGUCUUCUACCCUCAGGGCAUCCUUUCCAUGGACGGAACUCACUAUACGUCAAUGGAUACAACACAUCUGCGAUCAUAAAACUUGGUCUGUCCCUGAACAUGAUAUCACAACCUCAGCACCCUGGGCAGAGCACGUAUUGACUGUCCUUAGUCGUAGUUGGACUAUCAUUUCGCCUGAGAUGAAGGGAGAGAUCGUUGUGAUGAUGAAACCUCUGAAAUGUAUUCCCACUUCGAGCGGAAUGAGAAUUCCGGAAGAGGUCUAUUUUCCAAGCGCAAACAUAUUCCGCGAUCUUCCUGUGGUUCUUCUCCCUUCAGGCGCCACAAUUAGAGGAUCACUCGAGCGAGUGAUGGAAGGUCUUGGGGUCCGUAGGGAUGUGGAGUUACAAACUUUGUUCAACAAAAUGAUUAAAACAAAUGAAUGGACUGUCAACGACCUCAUGAAGCAUCUUGCAACACGUAAUCUCAACAAUGAAGAAAUUACUCGCUUACGGUUGACAGCUGUGUUUCCGAAGCAAGAAGCGUCAGAGAGUGUUCCUGGCGCGAAAUUGAAGAGAUAUGCUGCCAAGGAUCUGUAUGAACCUUUGGAAGUUUUUCGACAACUCAGUUUGCCUGUCCUAGACUGGGGGGCACAGAACAAGUGGCGUUCAUCAUCUCCCGAAGCGAAACUCGCAUUUACCCUCAAUUUACGUCAAUAUCCUCCUAUCGAUGUCCUUGUUAAUCUUUGCGCCAGUCCCGACGAAAAGAUUAGAGCCACCGCACUGAAGUAUCUUACUGACAAUGUGAAUACCAAAUACCAAGAUUUCGAUCCCAAGAGAUUUGAUCAGGUUGCAUUCAUUCCGGCCAUACGAGACUCCAAACUUUGCCUAGGAACCCCGGAAGAGGUUUUCGCCAAUCCUGACUGGGCCGCCUUUGGCUUCUUGGUGACACCACCGACACUAUCAAAGGAGAUAGUGGCAAAGUUGAAAAUCCCGCAGCAUCCUCCUUCACAGAUGAUAGUAUCAUUACUCGUCAAGAACGUUCCUCGAGAUGAAUCUCAGGCGAGGCAAUGGUUUGAAAUAUUGGCGGGGAGAAUAGCAGACUUCUCUAGUUUUCAGUUGACCACACUCUCAAAGACACCCAUGGUUCCAACUAAGGAAGGCGGCAGUGCAGCGGUAGCAUUUCGAUGGGUCCCACCUAACCAAUGCUACUUCCGUCGAAGCUCUGGUGAUGACCAUUACUCGAGGCUAUUUAUUUUCGUCGAUUUUGGACCUGCUGCAAAUGCGUUUUUGACUGCUUGUGGUACUCGCCAGGAGCCUAGCGUGGAUGAAAUCGCUCGUACUAUGUUACAAGAUCCAGGAAAGUUCUACGAUUACAUCGGGGAAUUGCGAAAGCUUGCCAUGGCUCAUCAACAGAUUUCUGGGGACACACAUCGUAAAAUGCGACGGGCAAAGAUCUUAUUGGGGCUGAAACGAAAGCCCAAGGGAAAGGCAAGCAUUGAUUAUGAUGACUUCGAUGAUGACGGGUGGGACACGCUUUAUGAUCUUAAAGCAGCUGAUGAAAUAGUCAUCACCGAUGACACCAAUGCCCAUCAGCUUUUCAGUGAGUCCUUGUUUACGGCACCACAAGAAGACAUACUUGAAGCUUUCUAUAUGUCCCUCGGGUCCCGACGCUUGAGCUCUGUCGUCGAAGUAUCGUAUAAGGCCUCUGCUGCGGUAUCCAACAGCAAAAUAGCAGCCGAGACGCGAAACCUGAUACUCGAGAGACUUCCCCUGUUCUUGCAUGAACACACCCACUCGAAGACCAAGUUCACGCUUACCUGGCUGACCUCGCCGGAACAUUUCGUGGUCCAAAUGUUUGGUAAAUUGUCGAUCACCAAGAAGCUUCGCUUUGGUGAUGCACCGUCCCGCUCACUUGACGCUUUGGCCUAUGCUGUAUACGAAAACAAUAGGAUCAUGCUAUUUCUCGCCGGAAAUGCCCAGGUCGAUAUGUAUUAUGAGGUCGCCACUUCCUUAAACCGGUUACUUUUCGAGUCCCCGAAGGCUAAUGAUGCGCUUCUCUUCAUGACCAUAUUAUCUACUCCUCUUCGUGAGUUGAAACGCAGAGGCUACAAUGUCGACCGCAUCCUUAGACAACAACAAGCAGAGAGGCAAGCUGCGCAAGAGGCCGCCAAGGCAAAAGUAGAGAAUAUAUCCUUGAUGUCGAAGCGAACAUCAACGCCCAGCCCUUCGCAUGGGAUUUCAGACUCUGCUCCUGUUCCUAAUGAAACAUCGUCGCAACAGCCGGUGUCCGAUGAAAUUUCGCUCCUGCGCUCAGCCAGUAGUAUGCGGAAUACGUUCCAGAAUUUGAGACGCAAGAUCAGUCCAAGGCCGAACACGAUCACUCCUUAUCCACCCGUCACUGAGGUGAAACCGACGGGAAAUCAUGUUACAGAUGCUGGACCUCCACCUAUACCUGACGAGACUCGCCCGAUUCAUCCACCUACAGGCAAGCCAGGUGCGUCGAACAUCGAUAUGGCAAUCAAUGCAUGUAGACCCGAGAAGAAUCACCUGCUCCAGAAUCGAGAACAGAUGCGGAUCGUCAAAGAAUCGCUGAACGAAGGGUAUUGUGAUCUUUCCGGUCAUUCGGGGACAUUGAAACUUGUCGCGUCUAUGGAGAAUGUCAAGAUAUAUCUUCCACAAAGUACAGACACAGCCCGUAUUGAGGAGUUUCUUUCCACAAGACACGACUCAGUCGCGAGGUUCGUCCAUGUGAUGAAUGUCCUUGCGGCAGUCUAUAAGCUUCCUAUGGAAAAUCUACACAUCUUCAGCGAAGACGAAGGCACUACUGUUGCGUUCAACCGCAAUGGUAGCAUUUUCUUGAAUUUGCGAUAUUAUAUCGCUUGGCAUGAUGAACAGGUAAGAAAGGGUGAUAUGAACCCCGCAAUUAUUUCCUGGUACUUUACUCUCGCGCAUGAAAUCGCGCACAACCUGGUACAACCUCAUAAUUCAGAGCACGAGUUUUAUCUUUCAGCAAUUUGUGAGAGACAUCUAUUGGAGCUUGGAAACAUCGUAUUUAAAGCAUAGAUAUUAUUGAUGGACAGCUGUAGAAAAUUAUGUACGGAUGCAAUUUACUGUAGUCUUAGAGCACCCUUAGCACCGCGUCAUUUAGUUGCCCCUGAACCCACGUGAGUCCUAUUUCGCCGGA